AUCCCAGGAUUGGAGAUCUCCGCGAGGCUUUGAUGCACAUCUAUAGCAACAUCUACGUCGAGUACGUCGUGAAGAAUCCUCUCUACUCUCCCGGCCAGCCUUUCAGAUGCGAAUUGUUUAACAUGGCAUUGGAUCACUACGUCAAGACCUUGCAAUAGUGCCACGUCAGGACCACGCAGAAUGCCACCUGGCAGGGUUUAUGGUGUGGCGCCAAUGUGGAGUGGUCUUCGAGAGCGCGAGCUCGGGGCACCGCCAUGGCGCUACGCUGCUUCUGUUCGCCGGAUGAGAUCUCACGCAUUGGAGCUGUGCAAGACCAAGGAUGUGAUUUCGUCUGGCAGAGGCGCUGUGAACAGCUUGCAGAUUGAUCCCGUGGAAGCUAGAUAUAUGCUUGCUGGCAAUGGAAAUGGAUCGAUCAGUGUCUAUGACAUAUCACAGCCAACGACGGUGGAGCAUUACUCUCAAAAGCACGAAGCUCUCUUUUCUAUUGACAAAGCCCAUAGGUACUCCGUUUCAUCAGUUCGAUGGUAUCCAGUGGACACUGGAAUUUUUAUCUCUGGCUCGUUCGACAAGCAUAUAAAUGUUUGGGAUGCAAACACUCUCGAGGUGCUGAUGCAAUUCAAAAUGCCAGGGAAGGUUUUCGGUGUAAGCAUGUCACCCGUUUCUACGACUCACAUGCUUAUAGCUACAGGCACGGAGGACUAUCGCAUAAGGCUUUGCGAUAUAUCUUCUGGUGCUUUCACCCACACCCUUAGCGCUCACCGAGAUGCUGUUUGGGCGGUGAAAUGGUCUGCAUCUUCCGAAUGGAUUUUAAUUUCCGGAGGUUGUGACGGUGCGAUCCGGUUGUGGGACAUAAGACGUGCGGGUUGCUUCUAUGUUCUUGACCAGCAUCGUUCUUCUGCUUCUCAGGAAGCGAAAACUUCUAAGGAUGCCACUCCUGGACGAGUUCAUCCAGGCUUGACUUCGGCUCUGGACCGUUCCACGGCGCACUAUGGCACAGUGACAUCGCUCCAGACAAGCCGCGACGGACACUACCUUCUUAGUGCGGAACACAAUGUGCCAGGCAGUGAUUCCAGAGUCAAGCUAUGGGACAUAGAAAGGGGCUGCAAUACUCUUGUGAAUUACGAGGCAACAAACAUAAAUGGAAACCUGACGUGCGAACUUGAGGUCUCUGGAGACAAGCCACUGGUGUUCGUUCCAUGUCUAACCUCGAUACAGGUGUACGAUAUGUUGAGCGGUCGCUUGCUUUCCACCUUAAAAGGACACUAUGAACUUGUAAAGUGCUGUGCUUAUCACAGUCAAUCACAGGAACUCUACAGCGGAAGCAAUGAUCGUAGAAUACUCGUUUGGUCUCCAGAACAGUCGGUUUCCGAGGACGAAGCUCUUGGGACUAUUGCGGCUCAAGUGCAAGCCGACGAGGACAAUUGGAGCGAUUGACUAAAACUAUAUUUUUUGUAACAUUAACUAACGGUUGAAUUCAACUCUUAUUUGGCC
Selaginella moellendorffii is the source of this 1491-nucleotide messenger RNA. Its product is annotated as DNA excision repair protein ERCC-8. Gene Ontology annotation, cellular component: nucleotide-excision repair complex; Cul4A-RING E3 ubiquitin ligase complex. Gene Ontology annotation, molecular function: protein binding. NCBI's taxonomy places the organism in Eukaryota, Viridiplantae, Streptophyta, Lycopodiopsida, Selaginellales, Selaginellaceae. Gene Ontology annotation, biological process: protein polyubiquitination; transcription-coupled nucleotide-excision repair; proteasome-mediated ubiquitin-dependent protein catabolic process. The transcript has 11 exons. The record is from RefSeq and is a predicted model, not a curated record. Bases 181 to 1434 code for a protein of 417 amino acids.